This is a messenger RNA of Mobula hypostoma (lesser devil ray), 5148 nucleotides long. RefSeq names its product heparanase (gene hpse). Lineage: Eukaryota; Metazoa; Chordata; Chondrichthyes; Myliobatiformes; Myliobatidae. Gene Ontology annotation, cellular component: extracellular matrix; membrane. The record is from RefSeq and is a predicted model, not a curated record. The coding region runs from base 560 to 2182 and encodes 540 amino acids. Gene Ontology annotation, molecular function: hydrolase activity, acting on glycosyl bonds. The transcript has 12 exons. Gene Ontology annotation, biological process: angiogenesis involved in wound healing; cell-matrix adhesion.
ACAAAUUUCACAACAUAAGUCAGUGAUAAUAAACCUGGUGCUUUAAAAAAAGGUGCGCUGGAUUGAGAUGCUAACUUGCUUGGGACUGUCAUAAAGUUCGCAAUGAGUCAUUCAUUAGGACACAGAGAACGGGUUUUGCGGCUGGCUUUUUGCCAAAUAAUCAGGUGACAACAGACCUGAGAGAGGAUUGGGAAACGGCAAAGAAGUUGACCGAGUCCGCCAGCACGCUUAUCCGCCUGUCUGAAGUUCUUAAUAAAAACUUUGAAGAAGUAUUUGAAAGCGGCGUCGUGUUCCCUCUACGCUAUACAAAUAGAAAUAUGAUUGGCUAUUUCACGAUUUAAAGAGGCUUUGAGCAAGAGAGGACACCCAAAGGCGAGAAAGGGGAGGUAGGACAAAAAAAAAGGCAGGGUGGGACCGAGGCAAGACAGGACAGCGAAAGUCGCUGAAAAUACGAGACAAGGAGAACUGGUGCAAGGGGGAGUACGUUUUCCGCCGAUCAGUCUGCUUUCAACCCCAGGCUGGGACUCGGUCGAGGGUCUGGAACUGGAGGAACUGCACCAUGAUCUCCCUGCCACUGCUGUACCUUUGGCUCCACAGCUGCGUCCUGGCGGAUGGGUUCCGCGCCUUUGCCUCGGAUUCCAGGGUGCGGGCCAAAUCGGUGCAAGUAAACGCUGACCUCGCUCGCCACCUGCGCACCGUCAGCCCUCGGUUCCUGUCGGUGGCUCUGGACGCCUCUCUUCUACGGCAACAUGCCCUGGAUUUAUUACAAUCAGAGAAGCUAAUCACUUUAACAAGAGCCCUGUCACCUGGAUAUCUGAGGUUUGGUGGAACUGGAGCUGACUUUGUUCUAUUUGAACCUAAUGAUCCUCAACCUUCACCAUAUGAACGUAGCUGGAAGUCACCAAAAUCACAAGCUGGCCAUCCAUAUUUCUUUCCUUUGGAACUGGAAGAGUAUCUAAUACAUCUUUGGAGUUUGCAAGCACCUCUCAUGGCAAAAAAUGAAUUCCAAAAGGACUUUAAGAACAUGACAAUUUCAGGAAGAACUUUGGACAUCCUGUACAGUUUUGCAAAUUGCUCUGGGCUUCAUUUAAUCUUUGGACUUAAUGCCUUAUUAAGGAAAAAUCGUGUAUGGGACAGUUCAAAUGCUCAAGAGCUUCUUCAAUACUGCGCAUUGAAACAGUAUAACAUGUCCUGGGAACUUGGCAAUGAACCCAACAGUUUUGGAAGGAAAGCAGGUAUAAAAGUUCGUGGCACUCAGCUUGGAGAGGACUUCCAGCACCUGUAUAGUCUGCUGCACACGUUCAGGACAUUCAACCACACAGGACUGUAUGGGCCCGAUAUUGGGCAACCUCGGAGACGCCCAAUUAUUACCAUGCUGAAAGGGUUUCUUGAGACUGGAGGGGGAAUCCUUGAUGCAGUCACCUGGCACCAUUAUUAUGUGAAUGGGAGGAACGCGUCACUGAAGGACUUCCUGAGCCCCCAGGUGUUAGACAGUCUUGUGUGGAGAAUUAAUCAAAUUCAUCAGGUUGUGGCUAAAACUGUUCCUGGCAAGAAGAUAUGGUUGGGUGAGACCAGUUCAGCCUAUGGAGGAGGAGCUCCUAAUCUAUCAGAUAGAUUUGUAGCUGGCUUUAUGUGGUUGGACAAACUUGGACUGUCUGCUAAACUGGGUAUUGACGUUGUCAUCAGGCAGGUUUUGUUUGGGGCAGCAUACUACCAGCUGGUUGAUUGGCACCUUGAUCCUUUGCCUGAUUACUGGCUUUCCCUAAUUUAUAAAAAACUGGUAGGCAUCAAGGUGCUGAAUAUAUCUUUUACAGAGAGUGAUGAAAGAAACAAGGGAACUCUGCGUGUGUAUAUGCACUGUACCAAUCCCAAUAGUGAAAUCUAUCAAAAGGGAGCUUUGACAAUGUUUGCUUUGAACUUGAGCAUCCAAGACAAGCGGAUCCUUCUGCGCUUUGGUCAAUUCAACAAAAUUAUUCAGUUUUUGCUGCAGCCUGGUGACAAUGAGGAAGGAUUAUAUUCACAAUCCGUUAAACUCAAUGGUCAGAUUCUCAAGAUGGUGGAUCACAAGACCUUGCCUGUUAUCAAGGGAAAAGCACUUCAGACAACAAGUUCAGUCAUUCUCCCUGCACAGUCUUAUGCAUUCUAUGUGAUUCAGGAUGCCAAUGCAUCAGCAUGUCAAUGAAACAACAUAAAAACAAUGGUACAAAAAACAUUGGCUUUGACUUAUUCUUGUGGCUACCUAAUUAUGCAAAAUUUCAUGGAAUCUACAGGCUGCAGUAUUGAAAACAUCAAGGAUUUUUAACAGUAAAUGCUGGGAAACCUUAUUAGCAUCUGUGGAGAAAGAAACUGAGUUAAUGUUUUAAAUCAAUUUCCCUGCACUAAUCUAAAUGGGGUUUAUUGUCUAAUGCACUCGUCCAUUUUUGCACAGGUACAAUGAUAAGCUUACUUGCAGCAGCAUCACAGGGACAUAGUAUCAUAAAAGCAGCAUUCACAAGAAAAGAUCCAUAAAUUACACACAGCUUUUACAAGAAAGAAUACAACUAGAACAAAAACAUAGUCCAUUUUAGUGCAAGCUGAUCGUAAUGUUGAUCAUAGUGUUUAAGAUUAUACCUGCUAGUUCAGGAAGCGAAUGGUUGAAGAGAUGUAUCUGUUUUUGAACCAGGCGGUGUGGGAUUUCAGGCUUCUGAAUCUCCAGCCUAAUGGCAGCUAUGAAAAAAUUGGCAUGUUCAGAUGUUGGGGUUCUUUGCUGGUGGAUAUUGCCUUGAAGCAGUGCUUCCUGUAGAUACUACCAAUGGUGGGGAGGGAUGUGCCUGUGGAUAUUGGGCCAUUUCUACUACUCAAUAGCUUCUGACAUAGCACUAAUGAAGGGUUAUUGCUACUGAAAUAUUUACUCUGUUUCUCUUGGCACAGAUACUGCCUAACCAGAUGUAUGUAGCCAGAUCUAUUUGUUUCUAUUUCAGAUUUCCAUUAUCUGCAGUUUUGUGUCACUUUUUCAAGAAUUUAUAAUAUUGAAGAGUAAAAUGAUCAGGAGGAAAGUUUUCACACGGGUUGUGUUGAUCAGGUUAAACUUUUGCAAAUCUGAAAGGAGUUCUAGAUAUUGCUAGAUAAUGUAAGUGGACAUGGAAAUCUGAUGUUGCUGACGCUGCUUGUCUUCUGUUUUACCGCGUUUUAUUUUUGUCUUUUCUCCUUUCUUUGAUAAAAGGAAAUACUGUCAGACCAUCCAUAAAUGUUACUUAUACUCAUUAAGUAUGUUCUUAGUUGAAAAAUAAUUUUUAUACUUAUUUUAUGUUGAGUUGGGGGCUGGCUCCUCUAGUGUUCGCUUGGUGGAAAGACAAGCUAGAUUGUGUUCAUCUGUGGCUGUACUAGCGUAUGAUAAUGAACUGCUGUGUGCUUUUUCUUGCUGAAACCUGGCUCAAGGAUAACACCCCAUGCACCAUUAAUCUACAGGUCAUGUUUGUAGUGACUAUAUGUUUCUCUGCUAUUGUAGCUAUAUAUGCUAUGUGCUAUGCGUUGUGUGUGACCGUUGGUACUGUGUUUUGCACUUUGGCCCCGAAGGAACACUGUUUCAUUUGGUUGUAUUCAUGUGUAUGGUUGAAUGACAAUUGAACAUGAACUUAAUUGAAGUCUUUAUUAAUUUUUGGGGGGUUUUAUUUUAAUUUUCUGAUGGAUGUAAAUUUAAAUAUUUGGAGGUAUUUAGGAGUUUUAAGUAUUUAGCCUUUUAACUUUGUUUUAAGUUUAAGAUUUAAAUUAUAGUUGUAAAUUUACGUUGUACAGGGCCCUGGUGAGACCACACCUGGAGUAUUGUGUACAGUUUCGGUCUCCAAAUUUGAAGAAGGACAUUCUAGCUAUUGAGGGAGUGCAGCGUAGGUUCACGAGGUUAAUUGUCAGAUUGGAGCGACUGGGGUUGUAUACACUGGAAUUUAGAAGGAUGAGAGGGGAUCUGAUUGAAACAUAUAAGGAUUAUUAAGGGAUUGGACACGCUAGAGGCAGGAACCAUGUUCCCGAUGUUGGGGGAGUCCAGAACCAGAGGCCACAGUUUAAGAAUAAGGGGUAGACAAUUUAGAAUGGAGUUGAGGAAAAACUUUUUCACACAGAGGGUUGUGGAUCUGUGGAUUGCUCUGCCUCAGAAGGCAGUGGAGGCCAAUUCUCUGGAUUCUUUCAAAAAAGAGUUAGAUAGAGCUCUUAAAGAUAGCAGAGUGAAGGGAUAUGGGGAGAAGGCAGGAAAAGAGUACUGAUUGUGGAUGAUCAGCCAUGAUCACAGUGAAUGGUGGUGCUGGCUCAAAGGGCUGAAUGGCCCACUCCUGCACCUAUUGUCUAUUGUUUUGUUAUUUUAGGCUUUCAGUUUUCAAACAAUUUGGAGUGAAAGUGGGAAAACCCAUAGUGUUCUAAGAAUCUGAGGCUUUUUUGCAGUUAGUCACCCAAAUUUUGCUUGGCUAUUAGAGCGAAGAAGGCAGUAUGCUCUGCAGGACCUCAAUUGCAAAGGUUCUGAUAGCAUUUUCUCAAAAUUUCCACUGGGGCAAUUGCAAAAUGUGCCUUUUUCUUUCUGAAAAUUAAAAAGCAGCUGAUGCUGAAAAUCUGAAAUAUUAACAGAAAGUUCUGGAAAUUGUGUGUCAGGCAGCGCUAGCAUUUGAUGAAGGGUCAUUCUGAUGAGUUAGCUGUGUUUCCUCCCUACAGAUGAUGCCUGACAUGUUGGGUAUUUUAUGUACUUUCUGGACAUAGCCUGUGAGUCAGCAAUGCCUGCUGCCAAUCUCAGAAACCAGGCCAAUAUGAAAACUACAUAUGAGACACCAAUAUCCAAUUUAAUGUGUUCCACUGAGGAAAAAGUAUUAUAUGUAAAGAAAAAGAUAUUUUUGAUUGAUGUGGUAGUGAGGAAGUAAUUACUCAGGAAACCUAAUCAGAGUACACACAAUAUCAGUUCUGCCUCUUGUACCUUUUUCACAGAGACUGUAUAUAUUUGGUGUGAUGCAGUGUUAAUGGUCUGAAGUAUUUUUCUGAUUCACUUGUAUUAGUGACAGUUUAAAUGACUGCAAUGUUUCUUCAAGUUUUGAAAAAGAGCAUGGGCCAUAUUUUUGGCAAAAUUACUGUAAGGAAGUACUGUAUAUCUAUUAAAAUAACCAUUAACUCAUUGUUUUUCAAUGUACGAAUAAA